This is a messenger RNA of Lolium rigidum, 1398 nucleotides long. RefSeq lists its product as uncharacterized. Bases 1 to 819 code for a protein of 272 amino acids. The record is from RefSeq and is a predicted model, not a curated record. The transcript has 3 exons. NCBI's taxonomy places the organism in Eukaryota, Viridiplantae, Streptophyta, Magnoliopsida, Poales, Poaceae.
AUGCACUUUCCUAGAAUGCGAUUGAGGCAAGGUGGUAGCGGGAUUUGUGGAGAUGCAGUUUUAACCUCUACCCUUGGAGGGAGGCCGGGGGCUGUGGAGGACCGACGGAGGUGGAGCUUUGGGGAGGGCAAGGAGGCCGCGGGCGGUGGUGGCUGGCGGUCCGGCCGGUGGAGGUCGCGAUGGAAUAGAGGUGUUCAUGGCGGGGCGGCGGCGGCGCUCUUCGUCUUCCCCGGCGGUGGCGGUCUCGGCCCUAUCCUAUGGCAGAUCCUCUUCUCCUUCACAUGGCGCGGGAGGAGGGAUGGGAGGCCACCUUCCGAGGUCCCCGGCCCGAUCUGUAUUGCUGCCACCGCUUCGGCCUCUACCGCCGGCACCUCUACACCAACUCUGUGUGGCGUCUCGCGUCGCCUGUAUUCCUUCCUGGCCCACAACCUAGACGAUGGGUCGCCGUACAUCCUUCUCUUGCCACCGAGAGGCCGAGAGGAGGUUGUUUCAGGAGAUGCCGACGUGAAUGUGGUGGUGCGGUCGUCAGCGUGCGAGACAGGAGGAGGCCUGACGGUGGUGCUGUGGCCUGUGGGCACUGUUAUAGCGUCGGAAGAUGAAAAAGACUUCCUCAAGCUGAGCCCCAACCCAAGUUUUGUUUGGUCAGACUACUUUCCUGUGGUGGCCAUCUCCCCUGUCGCUUCCUCCCCUACGAACGCGAUCCGGGUGAUGAUCGACGGCUCCAGCAGAAGCAAUGAUGUCACUUGGUAUUUCUAUUCCACUCCUUGCUGCACGCCUAUUCCCCAACUUUUUCUAGGAUAUUUGAUCUUGAAAAUUUAGUAAUAGUUCUCUGUAAUCCAUAGAGGUUAUAGCAUUGGAUCCACGCAGGUGUACUAGAUAUCUACAUCGAUGCAUUUUUAUAACUGAAAGUGUAGUCGCAUCAUAUACAGUUAUACACUUAAAUAUGUGAACUCUACACUAUUUAUUUGUGAAGUAGACCGUGAAUUGCAGAAUUUAGCAUGUUGAUCAGGGAAAGCUUCCAUAGAGGUCUGGUUUUGGAAUCAUAACUUAAAUAGUCUUUUCGCUUUAUUUAACCGAAAAUUGUAGUAUCCUUCGUUGAUGAGUUCCUGGAUCAGGGGUAGUGUGUGCUCAACAUCUCAAGUGUAUUGAUGGAUACAAAAGAAAAAGGAUUCAGUUUUAAGGCAUAUGGUAUUUCCUUGUGAAGCCACUGAACUUAAUCUUCUCAGUGUGGUUGUCAAAUUUUUAUUCAAUCUUAGACAGUUAUUUCGCCAUUCCGUUAUCUCUGAUUUUGUAGGAACCAUCCCUACUAUUUAGACUUUAGACUUUGUUUAAAUCUAUUUGUUUGUUAUUCCUCUUGAUUCCGUUUUUCUCCUGAGGUCAUUAUUCUAAGCUUUGAGC